Molecule: messenger RNA, 1181 nt
Organism: Tribolium madens (black flour beetle)
Lineage: Eukaryota; Metazoa; Arthropoda; Insecta; Coleoptera; Tenebrionidae
Product: heat shock factor protein 2-like
Exons: 1
Coding region: 120-1100 (326 amino acids)
Biological process (GO): regulation of DNA-templated transcription
Molecular function (GO): DNA-binding transcription factor activity; sequence-specific DNA binding
Source: RefSeq, a predicted model, not a curated record
CGCACAGGUGAACUAAACAUACAAACAAUUACAAUUUAAAAAAAGUACCAGUAGUUGUUUUAAAAUUUGAUUGUUUUGUUACCGUAAAACCAUGGUAUCAAAAAAAUAUCCAUUGUGACAUGAUUGUGACAGAAGAGAUUAUCAAAAACUUUCAAGAGAUGGAAAAAACUUCGAAUGAUACUGUGUCAACUUUUGUUCUCAAGCUCUGGAAAAUGUUAAACCACCAAGAAGCAACAAACGUAAUGUCUUGGAGCAAGUCUGGAAAUAGUUUCAUAAUUCAAAACCAAGCACUAUUCAUUACGAAACUCCUACCUCUGUAUUUUAAGCACAACAACAUGGGUAGUUUUAUUCGCCAGUUAAAUUUAUACGAUUUUCACAAAAUAUGUGUGGAGAGAAGCACCGAAAUAGAGUACCAGCACAAAUAUUUCCAGAAAGACAGACCGGAUCUUUUGAAAAACAUCAGAAGGAAAAUACCGCAGAAUAAGAAGACACACUCUAAAGUGAAUUGUGAAGAACUGGCAAACUUGUCUUCGGAAAUAACAGCCAUACGAAAACAGCAAGACAAAAUAAGCACACAAAUAAAUGUACUGCAACAAGAAAAUGUAACCUUACUCAAAGAACUGAGUAGUUUGCAAGCAAAACAAAAUAACCAGAAUACAAUUUUGAAAAAUAUCGUACAAGUUUUGAUGCCAUUUAUCGACUUAUCGAAAAACUGUAAUAAAAACGAGGGGAACAAUGGACCAAAGAUUUUCCAGGUUUAUCAGAAUGUGCCCCAAAUAGAUGUGUUUAAUAAAAAUAGUUUUCCCAAUUGGAUUGAGCCAGGACCCAAUUACAAGAAACGGUUUUCUUCAAAUCAAGAAAGUUUGCAAUUAUGUGCACUCCCGAAUGACUCAUUUGUGAAUAAAAACGAAUUGUUGGAUAGCCAAAGCGGUGAAAAGUUUUCCAAAGACACACUCAGUGAGUUGGAUAAUGAACUUUCCAAUAUUCUCAACAAUGAAAUUUUGGAUAACUCUUUACUCAAUAAUAACGAUUUGAAUCAGGAUUUUAAUUUGGAAGCCGCUAUAACUAAUGAUAACUUUAAGAGUAAAAUAGGUUUUUGAUCUGGAAUUUAUAUUAUUUUGCAUUAGUAAGAUUUGCUGUUAAAAUAAAGUUUGGUUCAAAUUUGGCACCUUUUCUGUUUU